Messenger RNA from Phragmites australis (common reed), 1549 nucleotides. RefSeq lists its product as uncharacterized. Lineage: Eukaryota; Viridiplantae; Streptophyta; Magnoliopsida; Poales; Poaceae. Bases 342 to 1313 code for a protein of 323 amino acids. Gene Ontology annotation, molecular function: transcription coactivator activity. The transcript is spliced from 2 exons. Gene Ontology annotation, biological process: regulation of transcription by RNA polymerase II. Gene Ontology annotation, cellular component: SAGA complex. The record is from RefSeq and is a predicted model, not a curated record.
CCUCGCUGCGAGGACGCGUAAUCGCGCACGCGCCCCCAAAUAGCACAACCACUGUUCGUCGCCACCAACCAAUAAUUUGGGGAAAAACUCCAAUUGCGGCGCCCGCAAAAAAGGUAAUAAUUUUUUCCGCUUUUUUUCACCUCUAAUCCCCACCAAAUUUUGACUAGGCGGCGGCUCGAUCUCUCCGAAACCCUAAUCGAGGUCCCUGCGGCGAGCUCGGUAGCUGCGGAUCGCUGGAGUCCAGGGCAGUGGGCGGUUGGCCGGCCAGCGGCGUCUAGGGUUUGCUCUUCCUGGAGCUGUUCGACCAGUUCGCGCGCGGAGCUACAUUUGGCGCCGCCGAGAUGCAGCCGCCGUCGAACAAGUUCGCUCGCGUCGACACGCUGGAGCUCAAGGCGCAGCUCGUCAAGCGGCUCGGACACCCGCGCGCCGAGCUCUACUUCCGCAGCCUCAAGAGGUUCCUGGGUUGUCAGCUCGGCAAGGACGAGUUUGAUAAGAUCUGCGUGGCUGCAUUGGGGAAGGAGAACAUCAAGCUUCAUAAUUCUCUGAUCCGGUCCAUCCUGGGCAAUGCCUGGAUGUCGGUCGGGUUGCCGCCGAGCAAGCAGGCAGCCACCGGGAACUCGCAGACGAGCACGGUAUCAAAUGGGACACUGACUGGUGGCAUGCUGCCUGUGAGGAGGGUGCAGCCGGUGGCUAGCAGGGAGAGGAGGUUUACUGACAAGACAAGCCCACUUGGGAAGUCGCCUCUUGGCCAUCCGGGUGCUGGGGAGUUUGUGUCAACUGGUAGCAAGGCUCUGCAGGAGGUUAUCUCGGUGGAAGACGGCGAAGAGGUUGACCAGGCCUGGGGUAGUCCGGUGUGUGUACAGAGCCGAAGCCCGAUCAGGGCUCCGUUGGGAGUUGCCAAGGCUCAGAAUUCUCAGCUUUCGACGUCUUGUUCUCAAGAUAGGUGCUACAAUAAUGGUGAAUUGCCAGAUUCUCAGUCGCUGUCAGAGCUGCUGGAGGAUAAGUUGAAGGCUCAAGGUCUGAGCGUACCCAGAGAGUGUGCUGAUGUGUUGAACUCUGGGUUGAAUGCAUACAUAAGUCAGAUGCUGAGGGCUUGUUUAGGCGUUGCGAAAGCAAGGGGAAACAACACGAGGAUGCGCCAAGCAAAUGGGCGUACUGCUUCUGCUGGGCAGAAUCAUGGCCUUCCAUUGGAAUCAGGCUGUUGUUACCAAGCUUCUUUGCUUGAUCUUUGGACAGCAGUACAAUCCGAUACUCGGUUACUGGAAUGUUCUCGGCAACGUGAGAAGAUUGCUUCUCAUGUCUUCAACAGAUAAAUGAGGGCAGCUAGUUUUCAGCUGAUUUUUAGCAAACCUUAUGUUGGACAAGUGUAGGCAAUACAUUGCGGUACCAUUGAUCCUGCUGUAGAAACUACAGUUGGUUAGUUUGAGUGUAGGGCUGGGUAGUGUACCCAUGGCUGGUCAGGGCGAUACUUCUUAGGAUGCAGUACAUGACAGUGAGCUUCAUUUACCUGUGAUUAUUCACAAAAAUAAUUAAAAGAAGAUUCUGGCAA